This is a messenger RNA of Arachis stenosperma, 375 nucleotides long. RefSeq names its product protein EPIDERMAL PATTERNING FACTOR 1. The record is from RefSeq and is a predicted model, not a curated record. The transcript has 2 exons. The coding region runs from base 1 to 375 and encodes 124 amino acids. NCBI's taxonomy places the organism in Eukaryota, Viridiplantae, Streptophyta, Magnoliopsida, Fabales, Fabaceae. Gene Ontology annotation, biological process: stomatal complex development; guard cell differentiation.
AUGACCACCACCAUGACAAGGACCUACUUUUGUGCUGCUAUAUUAUUCACCCUUCUAAUGCUCAUGGCUUAUAGUCCCGCUACAAUCUUUGCCAGGCACAUAACCACCUUUAGUUUGCGUGGGGAUGAGCAUCAAGUUGCUGUAGUGGGAAACACAAAAGAUGGAAGCAAUGUGGGGAAAGAGAGGUUGUUUAGGGGAGCGGACACUCUACAAGUGGCCGGUUCAAGGUUGCCGGAUUGCUCGCGAGCCUGUGGAUCUUGCUCUCCAUGCCGGUUGGUGAUGGUGAGCUUUGUUUGUUCAUCCCUUCAAGAGGCAGAGACAUGCCCUAUAGCUUAUAAGUGCAUGUGCCAUAACAAGUCCUACCCUGUCCCUUGA